This is a messenger RNA of Chroicocephalus ridibundus (black-headed gull), 3013 nucleotides long. Its product is annotated as potassium voltage-gated channel subfamily A member 7-like. Gene Ontology annotation, cellular component: membrane; voltage-gated potassium channel complex. NCBI's taxonomy places the organism in Eukaryota, Metazoa, Chordata, Aves, Charadriiformes, Laridae. The annotation marks the transcript as partial. The transcript has 7 exons. Gene Ontology annotation, molecular function: protein binding; delayed rectifier potassium channel activity. Gene Ontology annotation, biological process: protein homooligomerization; potassium ion transmembrane transport. The record is from RefSeq and is a predicted model, not a curated record.
GACACCCGGUGACGGGGCGGGGGAUGCCCUGGUGACAGGGGGACGGUGGUGUUGGGGACACCCGGUGAUCGGGGUUGGGGACACCCGGUGACGGGUGACGGCAGGUUCGGGGGUGCCCCGGUGACAGGAGACCCACAGCCAGAGGAGGCCUGGGGGGUCCUGGAGGGAGGGGGGGUGACCCGGUAACACAAGGGGGGACCCUGUGGGACCCCCAAAGACUUUGGGGGUGCCCCAUAUCUGUAGGGGCCCUGUGGGACCCCCAAGCACCUUGAGGUUCCUCCAUCGCCGUAGGGUUCCUGUGGGACCCCCAAGUGUUUAGGGGGUGCCCCACAUCUCUGGGGACCCCCCCAAGGACCUCGAGGGUCCCCCGAAGCUGUAGACCCCUCCAAGACCCCCAAGAUUUUAGGGGGUGCCCCAUAUCUGUAGGGGUCCUGUGGGACCCCCAAGCACCUUGAGGGUCCUCCAUCACCGCGGGGUUCCUGUGGGACCCCCAAAAGCUUAGGGGGUGCCCCAUAUCUGUAGGGUCCCCGUAGGACCCCCACGGACCUCGAGGGACCCCCGUAAUCUGCCGACCCCCUGUAGGACCUCGAGGUUCCUCCAACUCUGUAAACCCCAUCGGACCCCCAAGGACCUUGAAGGUCCCCCAACAUUGUAGACCCCCAAGAGUUUAGGGUCCCCCCCAUAUCUCUAGGGCCCUCGUGGGACCCCCAAGGAUCUCGAGGGCCCCCCAUUGCUGGAGACCCCCUGUGAGACCCCCAAGGAUCUUGAGGGUCCCCCAUAUCUGUAGACCCCUUGCGGGACCUUCAACGACCUCCAAGAUCCCCCAACGCUGUAGACCCCCAAGAGUUUAGGGGCCCCCCCAUAUCUCUAGGGCCCUUGUGGGACCCCCAAGAACCUUGAGGCCCCCCCCCCCCCCCAACCCGUUGACCCCCCUGUAGGACCUCGAGGUUCCUCCAACACUGUAGAGCCCUGAAGGACCCCCAAGGACCUUGAAGGUCCCCCAACGCCGUAGACCCCUAAGAGUUUAGGGGUCCCCCAGCUCCGUAGCCGCGCCCCACCCCCCACCCCCACCCCCACCCUGCCCUCGGGCCCAUCCCCCCCUUCUUUCCCCCCCAGCGGGGGUCCCCCGGCCAUGGGGGAACCGGUGGGCUGUUGCGAACGGGUGGCCAUCAACGUGGCGGGGCGGCGGUUCGAGACCUUGGGGAGGACCCUCCUCCGUUUCCCCGACACCCUUUUGGGCGACCCCCGGCGCCGCCGCCGCUACUUCGACCCCCAACGCCGCGAGUAUUUCUUCGACCGCCACCGGGGAGCCUUCGGCGCCGUCCUCUACUAUUACCAAUCGGGAGGAAGACUCCGCCGCCCGCCCGACGUCCCCUUAGACGUCUUCUUGGAAGAGUUACGUUUCUACCAGUUGGGAGCCGAAGCCGAAGGAAGGCUGCGCGAGGCCGAAGGCUUCGCGGUGGAGGUGGCCCAGCCUCUGCCCGGCGGGAGGUUGCAGCGCCGGGCGUGGCUGUUGUGCGAACACCCCGAGAGUUCGCCGGCCGCCCGCGCCGUGGCCUUGCUCUCCGUCCUCGUCAUCCUCGUCUCCAUCGUGGUCUUCUGCUUGGAGACCCUGCCCCAGUUCCGGGUCGGAGGGGAGGGGGCAGCUCAGACCCCAGACCCCGUCUCCGCCCCCCUCAACGCCUCCUCCCCGCCCCCGCUGCCGCCCCCGACCGCGUCCCCCCCGCCGCGGGGCAGCCUGACCGACCCCUUCUUCGUGGUGGAGACCGUCUGCAUCUGCUGGUUCUCCCUGGAGCUGCUCGUUCGCCUUUUGGCCAGUCCCAGCAAAACCGCCUUCUUCCGCAACGCCAUGAACCUCAUCGACUUGGUAGCCAUCGCCCCUUAUUUCGUAGCCCUGGGGACGGAAUUAGCCCGGCAGCGGGGCGUGGGCCAACCCGCCAUGUCCCUGGCCAUCCUCCGCGUCAUCCGUCUGGUGCGGGUUUUCCGGGUGUUCAAGUUAUCCCGCCAUUCCACCGGCCUGCAGAUCUUGGGCCAGACGCUGCGGGCCAGCAUGAGGGAGCUGGGGCUCCUCAUCUUCUUCCUCCUCAUCGGCGUCGUCCUCUUCUCCAGCGCCGUCUACUUCGCCGAGGCCGAAGACGCCGCCACCUCCUUCACCUCCAUCCCCCAGGCCUUCUGGUGGGCCGUGGUCACCAUGACCACGGUGGGCUACGGGGACAUGGCCCCCGUCACCGUCGGGGGGAAGCUGGUGGGGUCCCUCUGCGCCAUCGCCGGCGUCCUCACCAUCUCCCUCCCCGUCCCCGUCAUCGUCUCCAACUUCAGCUACUUCUACCGGCGGGAGCUGCGGGGGGAGGAGGGGGGGGAGUACGCCCCCGCCCCCCCCUGCCCCUACCACCCCCCGCCCCCCUCCCCCGGGCGGCCCCCCAAGGCCGGGGGGGAAGGGGGGCACCCGGCCCCCCGCCGGAGGACCGACCCCGCACUCCGCCGCCAGGGGGGCGCCAUGGCGCCACCAUCCACCGGAAGCGGCGGAGUGGAGAGACCGGAAGCGGCGGACGGGGGACCGGAAGCAGAGGACGGGGGACCGGAAGCGGCGGCUCUGGCCGGCGGAGCGGGAGCGGGAGCGGGAGCGGGAGCGGGAGCGAUGCGGUGCGAGCUGCGGGGCGCGGGGGGGCCGGUGCCGCUGCCCGACGGCGAGACCGUGGUGCUGGGCCGGGGGCCGCUCACCGGCAUCACCGACCGCAAGUGCUCCCGCGGCCAGGGUGCGUCCGUGGAGAUUGUGGCCAACUACGCCGAGGGCACGGCCCUGGUCACCCAGAUCGCCGGCUUCGACCUGGACGGGACCCUCAUCACCACCAAGUCGGGGAAGGUGUUUCCCACCGGCCCCGAUGACUGGAGGAUUUUGUACCCCGAGAUCCCCAAGAAGCUGAAGCAGCUGCAGAGCGAUGGGUAUAAGCUCGUCGUCUUCACCAACCAACUGGGCAUCUCCCGCGGCCGCCUGCGCCCCGAGCAGUUCAAG